AUACGUUUAUUAUGUCGAGGCUCCUUUAAGAGCGCUGAGACACGAAGCAGCUGUUCAUACUAGAAAGUGGAGGAGGAGACCAUAGAAAUGAACGCACUGGGAGGAUGACAGCUUUUAGCCGCUGCUGUAACCCUGAACCUCUGACACCCAUAUGAACCGUCAGCGAGAGGACCACUAACCCAGCCCGCAGGGCGCAUCCUCUAUCCUGAGCAAAAAGCGAGGGGCCGUGGGUGGAGGGUUCCUUAUGAUUUCUCAGUUUUCAUAGACGCUAUUUCUCUAACACCAUGGUGCUGGGCAAGGUGAAAACUUUAGCGGUCUACUUCGACUAUCUGAACGACAACAACGUCCCCGUUUACUCCGGCGGGGAUUCGGUCUCAGGGAGGGUGAUAAUCGAAGUCAUCGGCGAGGUUCACGUCAAAACGUUGAACAUAACCGCCGGAGGCGUAGCCAAGGUGCGGUGGACCGAGUCCCGGAACGCCGGAGCCAACACUGCCUACACUCAGAAUUACACCGAGGAGGUGGAAUACUUAAACCAUAGCGACACGUUAAUAGGAGAGGAGAGAGAAGCGGUUCAACCUGAUCUCAAACUGGCGGAGGGAAGGGGGCGCGUGGGGGGGACUCCGGCAGCUCAGGACAGGCGGGAGACUCCGGCAGCUCAGGACAGGCGGGAGACUCCGGCAGCUCAGGACAGG
Molecule: messenger RNA, 692 nt
Organism: Oncorhynchus gorbuscha (pink salmon)
Lineage: Eukaryota; Metazoa; Chordata; Actinopteri; Salmoniformes; Salmonidae
Product: arrestin domain-containing protein 3-like
Exons: 2
Source: RefSeq, a predicted model, not a curated record